AUGGCCCCUCUCGGCGCUUUAUUCGGCGGUUUGUUUGGCGGUGACAGCAGCAGUAGUUCUUCAGAUGCCAAUGCCAGCGCCGACUCGUCGAACUCGAACACAAACACUGCCAGCGGCGGAGCGGGAGGAUCUGGAGGAUCCGGAGGUGCGGGAGGACAAGGAGGCUCGGGAACUGGUGGCAAUGCGGCCGGAGGACAGGGCGGCAGUGCGGCCGGGAAUACCAAUGGACCCGUGACAGUAGCUGGUGGCGCUACGGGAAACUCGGUCAGCGGCGUCACAAGCCAGAGUAACGGGGGGAACACGGCUAUUGGGCCAGUCUCAGGUGGCAACGCUCAAGGCGGCGAUGCAGACGCUGAUGGGGGAGACGCCAGCGUCGGCGGUCUCGAGAACGGAAACACUAGUGUCGGUCCUCUAUCCAACGGGAACACACACGUUAACGAUGAGUUCAACCCGACUUUCAACCCCACGAUAUCAUUCAAUCUGCAGGGCUUUGGAGAUUGCUACAACGACCCACAACACGGACAAAUGUAUGGACAGGGCAUGGCAGCACGCGCUGGACAGCCGCCGCAUGGCAGUCAGCCUCAAUACCCUGGACAACCGCAGCAUGGCGGGCAGCCUCAGUAUCCCGGACAACAGCCCUACGACCCGCAGCAUGAAGAGUACGACGACCCAUCGCAGUAUGGCCAGCCGUAUUCGCAACAACACGAGGACGACGGCAGCGCAGGACAAUGGCAGCACGAUCCCAGCCAAGCAGGUGCUGGUUCUUCCAUGGCGAUGCUAGGGUCUCAGGGCUCGAUGCAUCCCUCCCAGGGUGGCGCCAUGGGCAUGGGCAUGGGCACGGGCAUGGAUGAGUCCGAACACUACUAUCCCGAUCAUGAAGUGGACGAUGGUACCAUGGGAGGAACAAUGACCGGUAUGGAUGCGGAUAACGAACACUACGAAGGGUAUCCGGGAGAGGGCGAGGAAGAGGACGAGGAGGGAAUGGAAGGCUACGACCAGGGCUACGGACAGCAGCCUCAGGCCGUCUACUAG
Molecule: messenger RNA, 1032 nt
Organism: Fonsecaea monophora
Lineage: Eukaryota; Fungi; Ascomycota; Eurotiomycetes; Chaetothyriales; Herpotrichiellaceae
Exons: 2
Coding region: 1-1032 (343 amino acids)
Source: RefSeq, a predicted model, not a curated record